CGAGAAUCAUCCACACAGAGAACAUUGUGUGGAGCAGGCUCCGGUCGGUGCGUGUCAGCUGAGCAGCUGAGAGGAAGAGGGAGGGUGAGACAGAGAGAGAGGGAGAGAUCCUCCUUGGCACACACCCGUCAGUGUGGCAGUGUGAUUGUGACUGACUGGGCUGACAGACGGGAGAUUCUGGAGGAAACACGCAGGACAGGGACGACACACUCUCCGGGUUUCUCCUCUCUGUCAUCGUUGCCACGGCAGAUGGUUUUCUAGCUGCGCCGCCUGUAUCCACCUCAGCAUCGGAUUUUGCUUCAUUUUCUUUUUCCUCCUUGAUUGGCUGAAGCGGGGCUGAACCCAGCCAACCUGGGCCGGGCUGUGGGGCUGUUCAGCGAGCCUUAUAGCUGAAGUUGGCACCCGAGAUGAGCGCCUGGAGACCCGGGAGCGCGGCUCUCUCCUCGCCGGGGAGAGUGUCUGGGUCGUGGCGGUGCUGGUGGUGGUGGUGGUGGGUUGUGUUGAUCGGGGUGGCAGUGGGCUCUAGAGACCCGUGGAUGUCCGCGGAGGCAUGCCCGCCGUCUUGCUCUUGCAGCAGCACCAGGAUCUCCUGCGUGGACCCGGAGCGGGGUAUCAAUGCUUUCCCCGUCCUGCAGAGCGAGGCGGAGAUGGAGAACAUCACCGACAUCUACAUCGCCAACCAGAGCAGCUUCUCCUCCAUCAACGACAAAGACCUGCACUACUACAAGAAUCUCAGGAACCUAACGGUGACCAACAGCAGGCUAACAUACGUAUCGAAGCUGGCCUUUCAAAACAACCUCAAGCUACAGUACCUGAAUCUGAAAGAUAACAACCUGUCAUCGCUGUCCUGGAGGAUAUUCAAACACCUCAACAUCUCUUAUCUGAUCCUGACAGGGAACCCUCUGCACUGCUCCUGUGAGAACAUGUGGAUCAAGCUGUGGUUAGGAGAGGAGGCAGACACUCAGGAGCUGCGCUGCAUCGAGGAUGGAGGAGCACGCAAGCUGCUGUCCAGACUGACACUGCCUAACUGUGAGGUUCCCAUGGCAACGUUGAGCCCGUCCAAAGUGGUAAAAAUGGAGGGGACACAAGUGGAGCUGUCCUGUACGACCUCUGGAGUGCCCUCUCCUGAGCUCAUAUGGAACAUGGCGUUGGUCUCCAACUAUGAGAUCUUGACAUCAGGCCAGGUGUCAGUGCUGCGACUGUACAACCUGUCGUCGCUGGACCACAACAGCAAGAUCAGCUGCACAGCUGAGAACAUUGUUGGAGAGAAAGAGUCCUCGCUGCUGCUGGAUAUACUCUUUCCUCCUAAGAUCACUAAGCUGAGUGAUGCGAUCCCUGACCAUCACUGGUGCAUCCCUUUCAGUGUCUCAGGAAACCCAGAGCCGCACCUACAGUGGUUUCUGGAUGGUGAAGCAGUGACAGAGGAUGUCUACAUCAUGACCAUGAUCCAUGACAUCACAGAGAGAGAAUACCACGGCUGCCUGCAGCUGGACAGCCCCACACACCUCAACAAUGGCCGCUACACGCUUUUGGCUAAAAACCAAUAUGGGUUGGACCAAAAGGAGGUGGAGGCUCACUUUAUGCGCAAGCCCUGGAAUGGAACGGAGAAGGAGCCUUACUAUUAUGAACUAACCACAGAGGGCCCCCCUGCAGACCCUCCUGAAGACAGAGUCGCUGUGUAUGUGGUGGUCGGCAUCGCUGCUGUAGCCUUCACUGGUUUCCUUCUAAUGUUGGUUAUUCUCAAGUUUGGAGGAAAUUCCAAGUUUGGCAUCAAAGGACCAUCCUCCGUCAUCAGUAACGAUGAUGACUCCGCCUCUCCUCUUCACCAUGUCUCCAACGGCAGCAACACUCCCUCUUCCUCAGAGAUGGGCCCUGACGCGGUGAUCAUCGGCAUGACCAAGAUCCCGGUGAUAGAAAACCCUCAGUACUUCAGGAGCACAAACAGCCUGCUCAAAACUGACACAUUUGUCCAGCACAUCAAGAGACACAACAUCGUGCUGAAGAGAGAGCUGGGAGAGGGAGCCUUUGGAAAAGUCUUCCUGGCCGAGUGUUACAACCUCUCACCUGACCAGGAGAAGAUACUGGUGGCUGUCAAGACGCUCAAAGAGGCCAGUGAAAAUGCCAGGAAGGAUUUCCACCGUGAGGCUGAGCUGCUGACCAACCUCCAGCACGAACACAUUGUCACUUUCUAUGGAGUCUGCGUGGAGAGCGACCCUCUCAUCAUGGUGUUUGAGUACAUGAAACAUGGUGACCUCAACAAGUUCCUCAGGGCUCACGGUCCUGACGCAGUUCUGAUGGCAGAGGGCCAGACAACCAGACCUGUGGAGCUGACCCAGUCACAGAUGCUGCACAUUGCCCAGCAGAUAGCAUCUGGCAUGGUCUACCUGGCAUCACAGCACUUUGUGCACCGUGAUCUGGCCACCAGGAACUGCCUGGUGGGCGAGAAUCUGCUGGUAAAGAUCGGAGACUUUGGCAUGUCCAGAGACGUCUACAGCACUGACUACUACAGGGUAGGUGUCGGAGGUCACACCAUGCUGCCAAUCCGUUGGAUGCCCCCUGAAAGCAUCAUGUACAGAAAGUUCACCACAGAGAGCGAUGUUUGGAGUCUAGGAGUUGUUCUCUGGGAGAUCUUCACAUAUGGAAAACAGCCGUGGUAUCAGCUCUCCAAUAAUGAGGUGAUAGAGUGUAUAACCCAGGGCAGGGUGCUGCAGCGCCCCAGGACCUGUCCUAAAGAAGUGUACGACCUGAUGCUGGGCUGCUGGCAGAGGGAGCCGCACAUGAGACUCAACAUCAAAGAAAUCCACGGUCUGCUCCACAAUCUGGCCAAAGCCUCACCUGUAUACCUGGAUAUACUGGGCUGAACACAGGAGGAGGACGGAGGAUGUGUGCAUGUGUGUGUGUGUGUGUGUUUGAGUGGGGAUGGUUACUGUAUCUUAGUGUGUGUGUGUGUGCAUUUGCAUGUAUGUGUGUGAGUGUGUGUGGUAGGGUUGACCCGGUGACACCUGUGAAUGAAACGAAGUGUGCGAUGCUCGUGCAAGUGUGCGCGUGCGCAAGGUACCGCUGUACAGGAUGUGAAGCUAUUAUCAAACUCUUAAAGGCAAUCAAAAAAUUCCUCAACUCAUCCCCCAACCACGUCUUUCCUCCCUGCCAAUUUCCUCUCCUUUGUGCAUCUUUACUCCUUCUCCCCCUUCCUUCCCGGAGAGACAUUUACUAAGAGUAAUUUAACUUUGGAGGGGAUAAAAAAAGCUUCUCACUUCUUUUCAAAUGCUUUAAACUGACUGGGGCUAAAUUGAUGAAAACCUGAUUAACAGGACUUUAAAUUUAGUGACUCAUCCCUUCGCUGCCUGUCGGACAACAGGACUAGUUUGGAGAUCCGGAAAUUUUUCAAGGAGGCGCAGCACUGGGUGGAUUUCCGGAAGCUUCAAUUCCUUUUUGCAUGUAAAUAUGAGACUGUACGAUGGUGAGACAUUUCAGAGGAAAUGGCUCUGUGCAAUGUCGAGCCAUAAAGACACUGUGUUUUCCCCUCUCACCCUGUCUGUCUGUCUGUCUGUCUACCCGUCUGUCUGUCCGUCUCUCAGAACUGUACAUGAGUAUUAAUGUCAGCAUUCAUCCAACAUGGCCAGAAAAUGACUCCACAGUUGAUGAUUAACACGCUGGUAUGCAUACAGUAGGUCGACUGUACCAGAAAAAUGACUAAGAAAAGAAAACACAAGCUGGUUUCUGCCUGUCAGAUCAAAUUAGGAGGUUUUUGGUUGGCCAGUUUCACGGAAAAUAAUAAAAUCACUAACAAUACAGUGCCUAUUGAAGCUGAACAGCUGUGGUGAAAAAGGCUGAGGUAUUCUAAUAUACUAGAAAUAAAUAAAAACGAAAAAAGACUCGCUUGAUCUGGCACUGAUCUACAAUAUCUCCUCAUGCAGCAGUCUGAUAUACAUGAUUAUGAGGAUAUAUGCACUCACAUAUGCAUACUGUUUUCUGUCACACAUUUACUUUGCUCAGGCCUGGACUGCACUGUCAUACACAUGGCACAGGGUAACAUGAUGACUACUUUUUUUCUCCCCCCCCUCCCCCGAAGUGACAGAUGCUUCACUUGAGAUUUCAAGCUCUCGUGUCGGAGGUCAAUUGAUUCAUUUGUCCGCAGCUGUCCCGACAAUUGUGAGGUCUUGGUGUUGGGGGG
Messenger RNA from Epinephelus lanceolatus (giant grouper), 4174 nucleotides. It is a transcript of the gene ntrk2a, whose product is annotated as neurotrophic tyrosine kinase, receptor, type 2a. NCBI's taxonomy places the organism in Eukaryota, Metazoa, Chordata, Actinopteri, Perciformes, Serranidae. Gene Ontology annotation, cellular component: axon; plasma membrane; signaling receptor complex. The record is from RefSeq and is a predicted model, not a curated record. Gene Ontology annotation, biological process: positive regulation of kinase activity; cellular response to brain-derived neurotrophic factor stimulus; protein phosphorylation. Gene Ontology annotation, molecular function: ATP binding; brain-derived neurotrophic factor binding; brain-derived neurotrophic factor receptor activity.